AUGGUCAAUCCCUCGAUUGUCAUUGUGCCAGGUGCAUGGCACCGACCUGCACACUUCCAGGGCCUCAUUGAUGAGCUCGUAAAGGCCAACUACGACGCAGAGGGUGUGACUAUGCCUUCGGUGGACUCCAGCCCGCCACUACCCACCUGGGAGCAAGACGCGCAAGCUGUGCGACAAGUGAUUAUGAAUAAACUGGAUGCCGGGAAGGACGUCGUCGUACUUGCACAUUCAUUUGGCGGCGUCGCCAUGUCAGAGGCAGCCAAGGGCCUAGGAAAGAAGAACCGAGAUGCACAGGGGUUGAAAGGCGGGAUUAUCAAGCUGGUCUACAUGUGCGCAAUGGCGUUACCGGAAGGCCAGUGCCAUGUCGGCCAGUUGGUCCCGCAGACGCCCGAGGAAGAAGAUAUCGAGCGUCAGCGCAAGGUGUUGGAGGAAAAGUUUGGUGGUCUAGAUGUGUCAGCGGACGGAGCAAUCAGCCUGCCGAAGGACCGUGUCCACCUCAUUUUUUAUAACCGCUGCGACCAGAAGGAUAUUGAUAGGGCUGUGGAGCUGCUGGGCACAUUCCCCGUGGGCCCGUUGACCGUUCCUGUCACAUACACUGCCUAUCGUGAUAUCCCGAGCACAUACAUUGUCUGCAAAAACGACCAGGCAUUGCGGGAGCCAUUCCAGCGAAGGAUGGUCGCGCAAGGCCAAGGCUAUUUUGAGGUGGAGGAAUGUGAUGAGGGCCAUUCCCCGUUCAUGAGUAACCCAGGCUUCAUCGUCGAUUGUGCGUCGACAUCUCCCGUGAAUCCACCACGGCGCCAAAACACAAGUUGUGAUCCGUGCAGACGUUCCAAGCGACGCUGUGUUGUUCAGUCGGAUCCAGACGGAAUCCUUGAUGCGAUCUGCGCAAAUUGCAGACGUCUAAAACGCCAAUGUACAUUCGAGUUCGCUAUAGCCCAGUCCAAUCCUUUCUCUCGCAAACGCCAGCGGCGCGACUGCGGGGAACCCGGUACAUCAACAACGCAGAAUGAAUCUAACGACUUUGAUACAACCACCGAGGAAGCCGCUGGGAGCCCGAGCAAUCGAUUUGAUGCUACCUCCAUCGCUGACCAAGAUGUUCUGGCGGCUUGGCUGAAUCUCGACUAUGAUGAGAUUACCGCGGAUAGCGUCAACUUGUUUUCAACCAAACUCGAGCCUUCUAAUUCAUUCAGCACGUUUCGUUCUGAGGACAUAUCGCCUGAGGAGAGCGAGCGUGACAGUCAACUUACGGUUAUCACGCCCCAACUCACUCGCUUGCGCGGAGGACAAAAUCCCGAAUCAACUAGUCACCAGCCAACGGUUGGCCUUUCAUUCGACAGUCCCAUCUACCUGCUGAAUUCUGGAAUAGACGCGAAGAUCUUUGGUGAUCGUCUUGCCCGGAUUUAUGAAGCAAUCGCAACAGCCAGUGCGUCAAGGUUUUUGGAAUAUGACUGCAAUCUUUAUGCGACUAAGAGUCGCUACCGGUUGGGAGACAGUGACUCAGGGAGCUCAAAUGGAUCGGCACCUACCAGCUCGACCAUGCAUCCAAUCACUAUCUUGCCCCGAGUCGCUUUUCCGGUAUCAUCACAAGCAAUGCCUUAUGAGAUUUCCUUAUUAGGGAGCGUUCGGUUCCUUGAUCAUUUGGGCGACCUAUAUGGCAAUCGACUGAACUCGGCUGCGCGGAAGAAAUCAGAUGAAACUUUCAAAGCGGUUCUUCGCGCAUUUUCAAUGCAAUGGUUGCCGAGCUCACCUUCCCCUUCCUUUGCAACGAGCUCAGCUUAUGAUCACUCUCGACGGAAUUCAAAUUCUGGAGAGGCAGGAGAUGAUUCUUCCUUGAAUGCCUUCAUUGAUGCUUGGGUACGGGCAAGAUCACUUCUCAACGAUGCGCACGAUGUCCGAUCAUUUCGAGUUGUUUUGGCAACACUCAUGUUUGUUGGGAUUGUCACACCAACUAAAAUAACCGAAAGAGAGGACCCCGUACCAAACCACUUUCUUGACACCGCGUUGCAAAAGUUAUCCUACUUGGAUGGACUAGUCACGCAAUACUGUGCAAACCUGGGACCAUCAUCUACGUAUGGUGCUCUUGCUGAAGCAACUUUAAGUAUUGUCCGGUGGACUGCAUAUAUCCGCGACACAGGCGCAGCCUUGGCUAUGGAUCGGCAAUGCAAACUUCCAGACCUGUGGGGUACUACGACAGUCCUUUCAGAUAAAGAGGCCGUGGCCGCAUUGGCCAUCUCUCAAAAUAUCCUAGAGUUGGAUGUCAAUGUUCAACCCAUCUGCCGAAAAGCCAGCGCAUGGAACUAUCAACGAACGCUCUUCAUCAACAAUGGAAGCGAUAAAUUUGAGCCUAGGGGCUGUUCUGCAUCAGAAAUUUCCGUUGUCUGUCCACCUGUCCUAGGAUAUCUCUUGGUAAGUUCCACUCCUAUAAAUUCGCUCACUAGUCUUUUGUCCUGCAUUUCUCUCAUUGGUAUCUCGCUGACAGCUUAUGCCUUAGUUUCCCUCGUGAUGUUUUGGAACCUUGGCAUUUUUCUUCUCGUCGAAGUCUUCAAAAGGGUGACCAAAGACCUUGAUCCUUCUGCCGAACAAGAUUUAGGGCCCGCUGUCCGGGAAUACCAGAGCGACGCAGCCUCGUGCAUGGCACAGGUAGUUGAAUGUGUACUCAACUUACCCGCCGAAGAGGCCUUCAACCUCCAAAAUGGACUAGGUGCCGAAGUCCCCCUCACCGCAUAUCAUGUCACUCCUAGUUUGACCGUCACGGCGCUUCAAAGGGCUAUUGAGAGUGUGAUAGACCUGCAGCUUUGCUCUAGUUUUAAUGAUGAUCUAUCAGAUGACGCGAAGUUUUUGAUACCGGACGGGAUCUGGAAUCGACAAAUUGACAUCCUCAUGAAAGGACUCAUGUCGCUUGAUGUUACUAUUGGCGGGUCGCAGACCUGUGGUGUGGCCCUUGCGGGGUUGAUGCAGAAACACGGGGACAUACUAUCUGAGUGCUGGACUUCAGGGUUCGAAUCAUGA
Molecule: messenger RNA, 3009 nt
Organism: Penicillium hordei
Lineage: Eukaryota; Fungi; Ascomycota; Eurotiomycetes; Eurotiales; Aspergillaceae
Exons: 6
Coding region: 1-3009 (1002 amino acids)
Biological process (GO): regulation of DNA-templated transcription
Molecular function (GO): zinc ion binding; DNA-binding transcription factor activity, RNA polymerase II-specific
Source: RefSeq, a predicted model, not a curated record